CAUGCGCGGACCGCUUGGCGCCAACUUCAGAUCGCCGCGGCUUGCGCCAGCCUCUGAGGUCUGUUCUCGGCUCCGGGAUGAUCGGCCAGAAGACCCUCUACUCCUUCUUCUCCCCGAGCCCCGCCAGGAAACGACGUGCCUGCAGUCCCGACCCGACGGACCCCGGGGCCGGCGUGGCAGCCGUAGCUGAGAACGGCGAUGUGGCGGCCAGCCCCGCCAAGAAGGCCCGGGCAGGGCAGGAAGAGCCUGGCACGCCGCCCUCCUCGCCGCUGAGCCCCGAGCAGCUGGACCGCAUCCAGAAAAACAAGGCCGCAGCGCUUCUCAGACUCGCAGCCCGAAACGUGCCCGUGGGCUUUGGGGACAGCUGGAAGAAGCAGCUCAGCGGAGAGUUCGGGAAACCGUAUUUUAUAAAGCUAAUGGGAUUUGUUGCAGAAGAAAGAAAACGUUAUACUGUUUAUCCUCCCCCACACCAAGUCUUCACAUGGACCCAAAUGUGUGACAUACGAGAUGUGAAAGUUGUCAUCUUGGGACAGGAUCCUUAUCAUGGACCCAAUCAAGCUCACGGGCUCUGCUUUAGCGUUCAAAGACCUGUUCUACCCCCACCCAGUUUGGAAAACAUCUAUAAAGAGCUGUCAACAGACAUAGAUGGCUUUGUUCAUCCUGGCCAUGGAGAUUUAUCUGGGUGGGCCAAACAAGGUGUCCUCCUGCUCAACGCCGUCCUCACUGUCCGGGCCCAUCAAGCCAAUUCACAUAAGGAGAGAGGCUGGGAGCAGUUCACUGAUGCAGUUGUGUCCUGGCUCAAUCAUAACUUGAACGGCCUCAUCUUCUUGCUCUGGGGCUCUUAUGCUCAGAAGAAGGGCAGUGCCAUUGACAGGACAGGGCCUCAUUAUGUAGUUCAGGCUGGCCUUGAACUUAACUACAUAGUCUGGGCUGGCCAUGAACCUGCAGAGAUCCUCCUGUCUCAGCCUCCAAAGUACUGGGAUUACAGAAGCGACACCAUGUCCUACAGACUGCUCAUCCCUCCCCGUUGUCAGUGUAUAGAGGAUUUUUUGGCUGUCGACAUUUUUCUAAAGCCAAUGAGCUGCUUCAGAAGUCUGGCAAGAAGCCCAUUGACUGGAGUGAACUGUGACCCCACAGAGCGGUGGUCCACCUCUUGGGGUGAUGUUUGAGGAGCUGCUGUUGAAGAUUUAUCAGCUACAAAGUUACUGAAAGUUUCUGUACCAUUAAGCACCCUGCUUAAUAAUCAGAAAAAGCUUCCAAAGAGCACCAAGAACCAGCCUGUCGUUGGAUGGCAGCUUUAUCCAGGCAAAAGGAGGUAGCAAAGAUACCCUUUGACCACUUCUGCGUAUUUGAACUGUCCCCCAACCAAGGCAGAGGUGGCUUGUUGAAAAAUGUGCACAUUUCUUGCAAGACACCUGAGGUCAAAUACUCCUUGGUUCUCUUCACCUCCUUUAGCCUUGUGGUUAAAAGGGGAGAUAAGCACCUUUUUGAUACUCCCAUAGUUUGGUGCCUGCUGCUACUUUAGAGUUCAUAGGUUACAAAGUAUUCUGUGUUUUUGCUUAGAACCUUCCCCCUCCAUCUUUUAAGGAGCCCCAGAUCCUCCCUGGAGAAACCUUGAGGAAGUCUUGCAAGCUUCUAGAAACCUGGCCCUGAAAUUGGGAAUCAGUUUCCUGAUUGUAGUAGCAGAGGCUGGUAUUCCUAAGAAUUGUCCUUGGUGUGAGCCUGUGAGCCUUAACAGACCAGCAGUCUAGAAACCGAAACCAGCUAGGUCUUUAUCCUGUUCUUUGGGUGCUUCCUGGAGUAGUAGGUGGUGGAAUUUGAGUGGAGAGAGUUUUGUUUUUAAUGGGGGGGGAUGGGUGUUUUUCUCCCAGUGCUUUUGUUCGUGGGGUGGGGUGGGGUGGGGCAAGGUGGCACAGGCUGCCCACAGUGCUGUUUUUGUUUUAAUGGACUGAAAUCACUUGGAGAUUUUUUUUUUUUUUUUUUGCAACACUGGUGAGUUUUAACUUUUUUUUAAAUAAAAUACUACAUAGAUACAUAUAUUUUUCUCAAUCCUUUGUGGUACUGGGGAUCGAACUAAGGACCUUGCACUUGUGAGGCAGGCACAGCACUACUGAGCUUAAUCCCUGGCCUUCAGUCCUUUUUUUUAAGAGACUGUGUCUGCACCCCUGAGCUAGAUGUGAUGGAGUUUGUUUUUGUUGUCAGCAGGGUUAAGAAGUUAACUGCGCACAUUUGGUAAUAAAAGAUUGUUGAAGUUUCA
Heterocephalus glaber (naked mole-rat) is the source of this 2257-nucleotide messenger RNA. NCBI's taxonomy places the organism in Eukaryota, Metazoa, Chordata, Mammalia, Rodentia, Bathyergidae. The record is from RefSeq and is a predicted model, not a curated record.